AUGUCGCACAAUUCGAGUAAUGCAUCAGCAUCGUCAUACGAGUAAGUGAUUUUGAAGCGUUUUAAGAUGAUAUGUUUUUUAUUAUAGAACAGCGCUGAGUUUAAGUUUCGAUAAACGAAAAAUGAUAAUCAAACAAGAAGAAGAGGAUUUGGAUGUUUUGGAGAAUGACAUAUCAAUGUUAUCAGUUUCCUCACCAAAAACACCAAAUAAUCAAAAAGAAACACCGGCCAAGAAAUUGCUCAGAUCAAUCAAUAAUCAUGAGGAAAAACGACUAUUAUUGGAGUUGUAUCCGGAUUUUUUCAAUGAAGAUGGAGAAAAUAAGGAAGAAGAGAAGAAGAAAAAGAAGAAGGAAAGAAAUACGGUGGUGAGAGUUUUGGGGGUGCUCUUUUGAAAAAUCCUAAUUUUUGCAGAAAAAACCGAUAAAAAUCGAGUUAUUCGGGUCUGACGACGAAAAAGAGAACAGAUUUCCAUUGCCCUCCGAUUUUUCACGAAAAUCUCCGACUCCAGAGUUCGAUUUUGGAAAAUGUGAGUUUUUUUCAAAGUUUUAAGUUUAGAAAAUGUCAAAUUCGCUAAAGUGAAAUAUCAAUUUUUCAGAUGUCAAGAAAAAACCGGAAAAAGUCGAGUCUUCAGAUGAUGAAUUUGAAAAUUGUGAGUUUUUUACGCGGGAAAUUUAAAUUUUCUUUAAAAAAAAUUUGCAGAUUUGAAAAAAUUGCGAGAACCGGCUCCAACUUCAACUUCAAAAAAACCGGAGCAAAAAUCUCGAAAAUUCGUGGUUUCAGAUUCAGAUUCUUCAGAAUUAGAAUUAGAAGAGGAAUCAGAAUCUGAAGCUGAGUUUUCAGAAGAAGAAGAAGAAUCGAUUUUGGAUUUAUCCACGUAUUCGCCGGAUAUUAAAAGUCAGAAAAAAUCGAAAAAAUUGAAAGAUGAUGAUUUUUGGUUCUUGUCUUCAUUGUCAGCCGAUUUUGAUGGCAUAAGGUAUAAAUUUUGCAAAUUCGCUCUAGCGAAAUUAUAAUUUUUUGGAGGCAAUAUUUCUAAUACGGUAUAAUGAACUGUGUUUCUAGUUUUUGUGUGUGUGUGUGCUCUAUUGAACUGUCUAUUUUUUGUUUGAAAAAAAUCAAUUUUUUGCAGACACCCAGAUGCUGACAAUUACACAAGAAGCGGCUCAAUUCGAAUGAAAAAACACAAAGAAGCUUUGCUGCUGAAAUUGGCUGAAAUCUAUAAAAGAAGGUGUUUUUCAGAGGUAAUUUUUUUCUCAAUAUGAGCAAUGCGGUGAAAUAUGGAUUUUUAAGUAUAAAAUUUAACAUUUUCGCAUUUAUGGUCGUUUUCAUUUAAAAAUCAGUUCAUUUCUUCAGAUUCCACCUGAAAAACUCAAAUUUGUGUGGAACUCUCGACUACGUAAAUCAGCCGGACAAUGUCGAAAUCAUUCAAAUGGAAAUAGCACAAUUGAAAUGUCUACAAUCGUUUGUACAAAUGCGGAAAGAAUUCGAGAUACUUUGAUUCAUGAAUUAUGUCAUGCGGCUGUUUGGAUUGUUGAUAAAUUGUAUAAAGAAGCACAUGGACCAGGAUGGAAGAAAUGGUGAGAUUUUGAGAGGAAAAACGGAAAACUAAGAUGCUCCACUUUUACACUCUGGAAAAUCUAGCGUUUUGAGCAAAUUUUUUCGAGAAAAAAAACUAUUAUCUAAUUGCAGGGCCCAUCAUUGUUCUCGUACGUUUCCAUGUCUUCCAUCCAUCGAAAGAUGCCAUAAUUAUGAAAUUGAAGCGAAAUUUUUGUACAUUUGUGAAACUGAAACUUGUCAGCAAACGUGAGUUAUUUAAAAUCCUAAAUUGUCUUUUAACUCUAAUCUAACCUUUUCCAGAAUAAAACGUCAAUCGAAAUCCCUCGAUAUAUCUCAAAAAAUCUGCGGAAAAUGUCGAGGCCGUUUUCAACUUUGGCGAUUCGACAAACGAACAAAUCGGAAAGUCCAAGUUACCGAAACUUCAGCGCCAAAAGAGAACGAAUUCAUGAAAUAUGUUCGUCAAAACUUUGGAAAUUUCAAGAAUUCCGGAUUAAAACAUCAAGAAAUUAUGGCAAAAUUGGCAGCAGAUUAUAAAUUAUCAAAAAAUUGA
Caenorhabditis angaria is the source of this 2103-nucleotide messenger RNA. The record is from the annotation of a GenBank genome assembly. Lineage: Eukaryota; Metazoa; Nematoda; Chromadorea; Rhabditida; Rhabditidae.